UUGAAGAUGAAGACCUUGAAAAGGAUCUUCCAAGAAGAAAGGAGGAACUAAAGCCAGGGCUUACGGAAGAUACUCAUCCUGCAGAAUUCGAUGCGGCUGCGCCGCGUCCGCGCAGUCACAAAAAUGACACGGGUUCUAGUACCGGAAAAAGACGACGACCCCUUCCUCGUAGUAUUCCACCAGAGUUAGAGCAACAUCGUUUGAGCAUAAACGCUUUUCCACAGGCUAUAUUAGAACGUAGGAACAACACGAACAUAAGAAACAUCACAAAGACAACCUCAAGGCUGAACCGUCGUGACCGGUUUUUUCGUGAGAUGCACACUGCAGACCUGUACGCAUCGAAGGAGAACAAUGCCUCAGGUCAGAGACUCCGGAUUUCAGAGAGAGUCCACAACAGCAACGAGGAGCAACUGGAAUUGGUUCAAUCAGCAUCCGACCAAGUUCGGCACUCUCUUACCGGCUGGAGCGCAGAGCGUAUUCGAAGACGUGAAUUGAGAGCGCGGACGAGAAGAGAACAGGAUUUGAUGGACCAAGAAGAAGAAGAAGCCGAAGGCCUUGAUUUGGCGGACAACCAAGGAAAACUGGCAUCAUCGACGUCCUCCAAUGGUCGUGCAUUGAAUGCUAAUCAGAAGAGCAAGAAUCCGUAUCAGAUGAAUCAUGCAAUAUCUUCAACUUCAACUACUUCAACAGGGGACAAGGACACCAAGAACAUGAUGAGGCACCCACACUCUACUUCUGGUGGACGAGGUCUUGAUGCUCGACCUCCGGUUGAGGUGGCGAAGUCGAAUAUUUGGUGUUGUUGCAUCCGUGGACGACAUAGGAGAUACUUCCCACACGCUGAGGAGCUCGCAGAGCAACAACUGGCGAUCCCCUCCGUGCAAAGGCGACACAGCUACCGUAUUCGUGGCUCCCUCAUCGAACGUCUUGAUUCUGUCCUGGAAACGCCUGAAGGAGAUCUUCGUGCGUUACAUUCGUCUACAAGAACUGGUGAGAACAUCAAAAAUGAGGACCACAAGAAGACAGCGACAGCGUCAAUUAUAGCAGAUCAUUCGUCACCAGGAAAGGGGAUCGUCGACGAAGCAACUACCAGUACUAGGGGAAGAAUAUCACGCCCACCGCCACCAGACGAAGAUGAGUUUUGGUUUGUGCGUGUUGUUCUGGCCCUCUCUCAAGCGACUCAUCCAGACUACCCGCUGACGAUUUACAACAUGAGUUGUGAAAUAGGAAAAGACGCCCGAAACGGAAUCGCGCAUGCUAUCACUGUGUUGCUGCAGGACCUAAACAAAGUGAAAAAGGUGCCAAUCCAAGUUUUUGCUGCUCGUGACUCCUUGGCGCCACGCUUGCCAAACGAACUGCCUGUGCCCGUGCUUGAAUUCGAGACCGGGAGCUCUUUCGUGUCCGAGUCGGCAGCGCAUCGUUGGAAGUUUCAACAAAACACGAGCGCGCCUACGUCUGGCACAGCCGGCGCUUAUGGCACAGUAAGGGGAGGCCCUAGACGAGGUGGAGCCGCAGACACUCAGCUUCUCGGUACAACCCCGACUCCAGAACAGGUGAAUCCGUAUCGCUUCGUCGUCCGCCAUGCAUAUUGUCGAAAUCCCAAGAAGGUGAAAGCCCUGCCGUACGGUCGGGUGAGUAACUAUGCUUCCAUCGACGGUGAUGAGAUCGUGAAAAACUUCGAUUACACAAUGGUCCGGUACUUGAUCAACGACCGCAACGAGAUGGAUUACCACUAUUGCCGGCAUUGAUAAGCCAUAACAAGUAGGUACAUGGCGAACUACCCAAGAAUUCUGACUUUUUGUAUUUGGAGAUGGCUGCGCCCACAGUCACCCUUCUCCUUUUCACCUUGUGAGUGUGUAUUGCCAAAACUAGGUUUUUCUAAGGCUAUGAUAUAUUUGUAUUUGAUUACUUACAUACUCACCUCGCGCCAGAGCCAUUGUGAUUCAUCGCCACACACUCC
Messenger RNA from Amoebophrya sp. A25, 1957 nucleotides. NCBI's taxonomy places the organism in Eukaryota, Dinophyceae, Syndiniales, Amoebophryaceae. The record is from the annotation of a GenBank genome assembly.